Molecule: messenger RNA, 1883 nt
Organism: Aaosphaeria arxii CBS 175.79
Lineage: Eukaryota; Fungi; Ascomycota; Dothideomycetes; Pleosporales
Exons: 2
Coding region: 1-1812 (603 amino acids)
Source: RefSeq, a predicted model, not a curated record
AUGGGUCACGAAACGCAUCACUCCGAGGCUAGGAAGUCUCUCGGCAUCUUUGCAUCCCCACUGCAACAUGCCGACCAUAGCCAUAAAGAUUCGGCCUCUUCAGAUGAGGAGAAUCAGAAAUCCACAAACACCGAUGCCAAUCACGUACCCUUCAACAAUACCGACUGCGAUUUACACGAUAGUCCAUCCUUCCACCGCCAUGCCGAAGCCACAACAGCUGAAUUGUUCUACGAUCUGUUCUUCGUUGCCAAUCUCACGACAUUCACUGCCAUGCUCGACAUCAACUCGUCCAAAACACUGACAGCAUACAUCGGCUUCUUCUCCCUUCUAUGGCUCACCUGGUACCAAACCUCCCUCUACGAUGUGCGUUUUAGCAGCGACUCCCUCUUCGAGCGAAUCGCCAAGGGUCUGCAUUUCGGCGUCAUGGUUGGCUUCGCCGUCAUCGGACCUCAGUGGAAGCCCGGUGAGGAGAUCUACGAUUACAAGAUCUACCGUGCUUUCGGAUUCAUCUUGAUGGUUUCUCGAUUGACGCUCUUCUGCCAGUAUGGCGUUACGCUGUUCUACAGCAGGGUGUACAAGAAAACCAUCGUUCCACUCGCGAUCAUCAUGGCAUCUACUCUCAUUGCCGCCAUCCUCUACGGAGCAUUGACCGCAGUCUUCCCUCACACCAAGGAGGUUCUCAACACAGAAACUGGUCUCCUCGAAGGCGUGUAUCAGAAAUCCAACGCCUACAUCGCCUGGUACGUCAUCGGCAUAAUCGAAACCAUCCUCACAGUCAGCAUAUCCUGCAUCUGGCGCCUCAUCUCCUUCAAGGGCACACACAUGGUGCAGCGAAUGUCGCUCCUGACCCUCAUCAUCCUCGGCGAGGGUAUCAUCGUCAUCUGCAAGGCCAUCUCCAAGAUCGUGAAGUUGGAGUACCUGUGGUCUGCCGCCGUCAUCGGCCAGAUCAUCGCCGCGAUCCUGAUCAUCUACUUCUUGUACAUGUUGUACUUCGACCGAUUGCAGGAAGAGCAUUUUGGCACGAUCAAGCAGCAGUUGUGGUCGUUUGUGCACUUCCCACUUCACACUGGCAUCGUGCUCGUGCUGCAGGGUGUCUCGCAUCUCAUCAUCUGGAGACAGGCCAUCGAGGCUUUGAACGAUGUCAAUUCACGAUGGAUGGACGUGCAAACCAACCUAAACAACCACGUGUACGAGAAUGGAACGGUGUACGCCCAGGCUUUCUAUGACGUUUCCAAGUACAACGUCUUCGACUACGUGCCGAAAGGCAUGGACGUCGGCCAUGCAUUGGAAGUCGCCAGCGAAGCAGCUACGAACAUGGCAGAGGGCUACGAUAAUCUGAUUGCCUCGAGCACGAACACCACGGCGGAAUCCCAGUUGGUGGAUGGAAUCAACACGCUCAUUGCUUCGACUGCGGAUGUUCUGUUCACGAGUCUGGGCAUCGAGGCACCAAAGAUGGAUAAGGGUGGUGAAGAGAAGAAGCUGGAUUUUGAUACCACGUUCAAUCAGUAUGGAAAGGUGUUCAACUUGGUCGUUGAAUACGUUUUCGUCACGGCCGGCCUGUCGCUCCUUUUCAUCACUAUUUGCGGCUUCCUGUCGCUUCCGAAGUCUGGACGACGCAUGUCUGAAUACAUCCGUCUGGGUGCCAAUGCGGCAUUCAGUGUGGGGUUGUGCUUGAUCACUUUGUUGCGGUACAAUGACACGUCGUUGUCCAACUUCAUGAUGAGUGCUUGGAUGAUUCCGCUGAUCUGCAUUGUCUACUUCUUGUGUGUGCUCGGGAAUCACCUUCGUCUUCCCGGGAAAAAGACGCACUAGAAGUAUCUGGGGAGAACAAGGGCCGGUGAGGGGGUCUGUUGGAUGUAUUGUAGAUGAAAUGGGAAUUGUGG